UCGAGGAGAUGGGAUUCCCGAGCUAAUCGCUAUAUCUACAGGCUAUACGAGUAUCCCAAACAGAUGGAGUACCCCAAAAGCGCGGAGAUGAGUCCUGCUAUUGGUCCCUGAGCUCGCCCGCCUUAUUAGAUUUUCCUCACAUGGGAUGCGGUUUUUCGCCCAUGUGUUUUUGUCCAUCUGCAUUCUUUGCAUAUCAGCACAUGGAUUUUUGGGAGCACAAAAUGGCGUUUUUCAGUUUCGAAACCCCAUCUUUUUUUUUUGAUUAUCAGGAUACCCAAUCGGGACUGGGCAGGGGCCGGUUUUUGGUCGUUGUUCGUUCCGUCGUUCGAACUUCUGCGAAAGUGCAAGGGAGCCAUUAUCGUCAUCACCAUAAUCACCGCCGAUCGUCGCUUCAAGGGGUUGUUGAAAUCGAAGGGGACGGACUUUGGGGUGGACUGUACAAGAGAAUAUCUGCUGCUGCUCGCACGAGAAUGCGGAGUACCCUCUUUCUCACGUUCGGUGUGCCCGUCACACCAGUCAUUCGACAGUCCGUCCUACCUUCCACGCCCACUCUCGACGGAGCCACCCAUUUGAAGCGAGGAGUAAGGCGGUGAAAAUCAUACAACUGUACUACUACUAGUUACUAUCAUACGAAAGGAAAUAGACCCCAGGGGAAGAGUACUUGGGAAAAAGAGAGAGGAAGUGUCUGUAUAGGUUUAGACGUUCUCUCCCUCUCUCUUCUUUAUUACAUAAUUAAUGCAAAUACACCUGCAAAAUGCACAUCACUUGUACAGGCGCUUAUGGUUGGUUUCACGUG
Molecule: messenger RNA, 796 nt
Organism: Aaosphaeria arxii CBS 175.79
Lineage: Eukaryota; Fungi; Ascomycota; Dothideomycetes; Pleosporales
Exons: 1
Coding region: 141-593 (150 amino acids)
Source: RefSeq, a predicted model, not a curated record